AUGGACCAAUUUAUUCCUAAUUUUCGCGACGAAACUGUUCGAACAUCAGUGAAAAAUUUGCUAACCGCUACUUGGUUACGACAAUCAGAAAUCGAUUUUAUAUUCUGCAAUUCUUUCGGUCAUACUUGUUCAUAUUUUGCUUUUUUUAUUCGUUUACACAGCUUAUCAGUCGGAAGCAAAGCCGGAGAAGGAAGAAUAAUAGCGGUUAUAUUGGCAGAAAUGACUUUUUCAAAAUACCCGGUAUAUUUGGGUUUUGGAAAUGUGCUUGAGCCUGCUCUUUCCUAUCGCUUAUUAUCACAUUAUAUGCCACUGGGUAAAAUUGGUGGUAAACCUGCUUGGUUAAAUCCUGUCAGUCUUCCUGCUAAUAGCUCUCUUCUUUGUCGAGUUUGUGAGAAACCAAUGGUGUUUUUAAUUCAAGUAUAUGCUACAAGCCCUGAUGAUCAAGAUUAUUCGUUUCAUCGUACUUUAUUUUUCUUUAUUUGUCGAAAUUCACAAUGUUCACAGAGCAAUGACGCCAGUAACGUCCGCGCUUUUCGGUGUACCUUAUCACGAUUCAACGAAUUUUACGCUUCUGAACAACCUAUUGAUCCUGAUUUAGAAGGUGAUGUUCCGGAUCCAUUCUGGAAGCAAACAUAUCCUCAUUUAUGUCAAAUUUGUGGCUGUAGUGCUACCAAGAAAUGUGCGCGUUGUGAAUCUACAUGGUACUGUAGUCGCGAACAUCAGACAAUUGAUUGGAGUUCGUCGCAUAAAAGAGAAUGCUGCAAACAGAGUUCAACUAAUGAACACAUUUCUUCAAUUUCUGAUAAUGACGAAAAAGAUGAUGAAAACAGUUGGGUAAAACGGAAACGAAGUAUUCCGAUAAAUGCAUUUGUUUUCCCGGAGUAUGCAAUAGAGAUGGGUACGGAGCAUUUGCCACGAAGUAAUCAUGUUGAUAGUGAUGAUGAUAAUAGUGAGAGUGAUGAUGAUAGUGCCGAGAAACGUAUGGAGGAAUACAAGCAAUAUAUUAAAAAGCAUAAGGGUUCGUGCGAUUCGGGUAAUGGUGAUUUGGAGGAUUUAGAAGAUUUCGCAGAUAAGGACACUGCUUUCAAAUAUUUUAAUAAGGUAGUAUCGCUGAAUCCUGAGCAGGUGUUACGUUAUAGUCGUGGUGGUGAACCGCUGAUAGCAACUGAUCAUGCACCACCACCUCAAGCAAUUCCACCAUGCUCCUUAUGCGGAUCAGAGCGUCAAUUCGAGCUUCAACUUAUGCCCCAUCUUUUGGCACUUAUUGGCGUUGAUGAUCUUGGUAAAAGUAUUGAUUGGGCGACAUUGAUGCUAUAUACAUGCACGCAGAAUUGUCGCGUGCCAAGUGAUGGCUAUGCUGAGGAAUUUGUUCAUAAGCAAGAUUUCCAUUAA
Messenger RNA from Cercopithifilaria johnstoni, 1392 nucleotides. The record is from the annotation of a GenBank genome assembly. NCBI's taxonomy places the organism in Eukaryota, Metazoa, Nematoda, Chromadorea, Rhabditida, Onchocercidae.